GUAAACACAAGGUCAGCUGCUAGUUCAGCCGAGAAGGGACUUUUACCAAGGGCUGGAGUGUGUGUUUGACUGUGUGUGUUAAUGUUAGUAAGACUGUGUGUUUUGUAUAUGUGUUGGAAGGGAAGUGAGCAUUUAAAAGCUGAGGUUCUUCAUUAGACUGUCUGUCUAGACUGGUUUGCAAGUUUUUAAGAAGUGUAAUGUGUUCUUCUUGGUGUUUAGGGUGUUUGCAAAGUAGGUCUACAGUGUCAGAUUAUGAAAGGGGGUUGAUGAGACUAACUGCACAGGUGUAAGGUGUGUGUGUGUGUGUGUGUGUGUGUGUGUGUGUGUGUGUGUGUGUGUGUGUGUGUGUGUGCUGUAAGGAAAGGGCAAUACAAGAAGCAAGCUUGUGUGUUUUUGGUGUGUUUUUAAGUGUGUGUGCAUUUUUGUGAACAUUUUGAGGAUGUCUAACUCCACCACCAACUUCUACGCCCUGCCUCAGUCCUUCAGCAUCUCCGACAUCAUCGUCAUAGCAAUCUACUUUCUUCUCAACGUUGCUGUGGGCAUCUGGUCAUCAUGCAGGGUGAGCAGGAAUACUCUGAGCGGAUAUUUCUUGGCUGGACGGGACAUGGCCUGGUGGCCGAUUGGAGCGUCUCUCUUUGCCAGUUCAGAAGGCUCAGGUUUGUUUAUUGGUCUGGCUGGCACUGGAGCUGCUGGAGGCAUCGCUGUCACUGGCUUUGAAUGGAACGCCACCUAUGUGUUACUGGCUCUGGCCUGGGUAUUUGUGCCUGUCUACAUCUCCUCAGGGAUCGUGACAAUGCCGGAGUACCUGGGCCGUCGUUUCGGAGGAGAGAGGAUCAGAACCUACCUGGCUGUCCUCUCACUGCUGCUGUCCGUCUUCACAAAGAUAUCAACUGACCUGUACUCUGGAGCCUUGUUUGUUCAGGUGUGUCUGGGGUGGAACCUCUACCUGUCCACUGUCCUCAUGCUGGUGGUCACUGCUCUCUACACUAUUGCAGGUGGUCUUGCUGCUGUCAUCUACACCGACACUCUACAGACAUUUGUCAUGAUUAUAGGAGCAAUCAUCCUAACAAUCACUGCCUUCAAUAAGAUUGGCGGCUACGGCAACCUGGAGCAUGUGUACAGCAUGGCAGUGCCCAGUAAGAUCAUUCCCAACAGUACCUGCCACCUGCCACGUCAGGACGCCAUGCACCUGUUCAGAGAUGCCGUCACUGGAGACCUGCCCUGGCCCGGCAUGACUCUGGGGCUCACCAUACUGGCCACCUGGUACUGGUGCUCUGACCAGGUGAUUGUACAACGGUCCCUGUCCGCUAAGAACAUGAGUCAUGUGAAAGGUGCAUCAAUCCUGGCUGCCUAUCUGAAGAUGCUGCCCUUUAUCUUCAUCAUCCUCCCUGGGAUGAUCAGCCGAGUUCUCUAUCCAGACUCUGUAGGAUGUGUGGAUCCAGAAGAGUGUGUGCAAGUGUGUGGAGCUGAGGUGGGAUGCUCCAACAUCGCCUUUCCCAAACUGGUCAUUGAACUCAUGCCAAGCGGCUUGCGGGGACUUAUGAUAGCGGUGAUGAUGGCUGCUCUGAUGUCAUCGCUGACCUCCAUCUUUAACAGCAGCUCCACACUCUUCACCAUGGACAUCUGGAAGAAACAUCGCCCGCGGGCCUCAGAGCGAGAGCUGCUACUGGUCGGCAGGAUCGUGACUGUGAUCUUGGUGGUGGUGAGUGUGGUGUGGAUCCCCAUCCUACAGUCGGCCAAUAGUGGCCAGCUGUAUGUUUACAUCCAGUCAGUGACGAGCUACCUCGCCCCGCCCGUCACUGCUGUCUUCACUCUGGCUGUCUUCUGGACUAGGACCAACGAGCAGGGUGCGUUCUGGGGCCUGAUGGUGGGUUUGGUGGUGGGUGUGUGUAGGAUGGUGCUGGAGUUUGCCUUCCCGCCUGCCAGAUGUGGCUUUACGGACUCAGCACCUGCAGUGCUGCGCAGUGUCCACUACCUCCAUUUCGCCAUUCUGCUCUGUGGGCUAACUGCUAUCGUGAUUACUAUAGUAUCACUGCUCACACCGCCGCCCAGCCACGAACAGGUGUGUAACCUGACCUGGUGGACUCUGACUGAAGAGCCGCAAAGAGAAAUUCCUCUACAGAAAGUGUCCUCUGUCAGCCACCGUAGCUCCCAGGGAUCUGAGCCAACACGGCGGGGGACGUGUGGUCAGGGGGCAGGACUGUGUAUCUCAGCAAUGCGGCGAUCAGGGGAGACUCCAACUCCCAGAGUUCUCAGUGUUAGAGAGAGUGUGUUCUGGUCCAGGUUCUGCUGUAUAAAUGCGCUCCUGCUGAUCAGCGUUAACAUUUUUCUCUACGCAUACUUUGCCUGAGCAGAGGGUCAGAUUAACAUCCUGCCUCACCCUCCUGCUGAACGCCUGCCAAUCUCUCCAACACGAACUACAAACUCUGCCUGCCUGCCAAACAGCCACUGAUUUCUCCAGAUCCAAGAAGGUGGGGAAACAAACAGAUUUUUAUAGUGAUUUUACAUGAAUCCUUCAAAAUCAAGGGAAUGUACUGUGUUUCAAGUGAAUCAUGCAGAUGUAGCUUCAGGUGCUGUAAAAUAAUCACAUUUCAAACUAGAAAAUAGUGAGAGAGGACAUACCUCCACCAAGGCUGCACAAACCUUUAAAUGUAUUAUUGUGAUGAAAAACAUGUGGAGAAUUGUUUUAAUCUGUAUCUGGAUCCACAUUUGUAUCAAAUUACACAUAAUAAUAGAUAAUCAUGGGAUACACAUGGCAUAAUCGCAAAAGGUCACGAAAAAAUUGAAAUGUAAAAAAAAAAAUACAUCUCACAGUGUUUUGAAAUCCUGAGCAGCUCAGGGUGUGUUCAGUGUUGUCUUUUAAAAUCACUUUAUUAGACAUACAGUAUUUCUACAGAUGCUUUGAUGUUUAUCUUUUUAUUACUUCCCCACUAUAAUCUAUUGCUUUGUUCAUAAAACCUUAUCCUCCUGUUUGUUGUAACCUAGUUUUAAAGUUUUAGAAGGGUAUUGUACAAAUUACAAUGAAGCUUGUGGCUUGUAACCAUAGACUGUAUAAAACAGCUUGUAACAAGCUAACAUGAAUGUGCAGUUAGAUAAAAUAUGACAUCUAAAUAAAAGGGCAUCACACAUCAUCUUAAAUUUAAAGCUUACAAAAUAUAAAGUAAGGUUAUAUAGUGAGAAUACAUCUGUGUGGUUUAGGUUGAAUGUGAGUUGCAUAAUUCCAUUUCCUUUUGAGUCUAUAUGAUUAAUAGUAAUUACAUAGUAAUGUUUAUGGCCUUGUGUCUGUUAAGCAAGGUUUUUUGUUAUUGUUCUAGUAUCAUUUCAUGCUAUUUAGCUUGUUUUUUUAGUAUAAAUCAGAAUUUCUCAACCUUUUCUGGUCCAUGACUGUUUUAGGUCCCCAAAUUCUCAUGACUCCAGCUAAUAGAGUUUUUAAGUUGUUUUACGUUGUGGCACACAUUUGUGUUUUGUAUUCAGGAGUGCAAUGGGAGCUUUAAUAAUAAUGAGACGUUUUACAUUUAUUUUUUAGAAUUAGAAAUAUAUCAGACAAAUGACAAUUUAUCAGUACUGAAAAUUACCUCUGCAUUAACCCCAAGGUUGAGAAACUCUGUUAAUGUCUGUGUUGCUGUUCAGUUGAUUUUUUUUUUUAAUUGGUGAAAUUCAUUAAGAAGUUUUGAGAAGUACAGAUUGUUGGAUGUAAAUAAAUUAAUAUCAGUCAAAAGACAAAAUAUCCUGA
Molecule: messenger RNA, 3733 nt
Organism: Siniperca chuatsi (mandarin fish)
Lineage: Eukaryota; Metazoa; Chordata; Actinopteri; Centrarchiformes; Sinipercidae
Gene: slc5a10
Product: solute carrier family 5 member 10
Exons: 15
Coding region: 440-2350 (636 amino acids)
Biological process (GO): transmembrane transport
Cellular component (GO): plasma membrane
Molecular function (GO): D-glucose:sodium symporter activity
Source: RefSeq, a predicted model, not a curated record